AUGCACGCGGCGGAAGCUGCCCUGAUUACAUUGCAACGACCCGUGAUCGUUGGUCACGACUCCUUGCGCCUUCUGGAGUUUGAUCAACCCACCUGCACUUCCCCUAUUAACCCCGAGCUCAACCGUGACGAGGGCCUGGAUAUCUGCAGCUCCACUGGCAGUUCCGCUGGACACUUGGACGCCAUCGAGUCCAUCAUCAGCCAUCAUGGCACGUCUCGGGUUACGGAGCAGAAUGGGGUCACAAGCAACGACGAUGACGAUGUCCGUGGAGGCCUUGUCUGUGACUCAAUGCUCGGUUUCGACAAGCUGAGCCAAGACCUGUACGAUGUUCAUCUACACAAGGGAUCGUACAAUAGCGUAGCGAACAGAGCUUCGGACAUCCUUCUCAGUGGGCAAGCGUUCACUCAUGACGAGGUUGUUGAUGCAACGGCUGGUUUUACCAAGGCCUGCCCUAACAAGGAUCCACUUGCUAUCAAGCUCGAGCAAAGAGACGGGCCGGGCCGCCACUAUCACCAUUUCAGGCCUGACGGGGAUGGAACGCGUGGACCUGGCGCAGGGGGUUCCAGUGGCACCCAGCCCAACGGGGAUUUGAUCUCGAAAAUGGUGCUCAUUCACCCUGAGAAGAGCACUUCUGUUGCUAGAAACGUCAUCCAACGAGCCGAGGAAUCCGGAUCGCUCCAAGAUGGGGCCGCCGGAAGCCACCUUCAGGGCUUCAAUACGAGUACUCUUCUGCAUUGCACAAGGUCUGCUCCGGCACCUGGACCCUUCAUGGCCGCCGUGGGCAAGCUGAAGGCCGUCAUUGGCAUAAUAUUGGCCGACAUGCACGAGCCAAAGCCUGCUGCUAUCAAUACUCUAAUUGCUACCAUGGACGAGGCUGAGCUAGCCGCCAUCGGCAUGCUGUUGGAAGCUAUGGAUGAGGAUGAGCUUGCCGCAGACUUCAGCACUACCAAAGAGAAGUCCCCGCCAACGGGAGCAUACUGGAGAGGCUCGCCAUCGUCAUCGAGUGCCACGCGGCAUACCCGACUGGAUGAGUUCCCCGAAGGCGUGGUACAACGCCUAAUGCCACGCGGCGGUACGAUCUACUUCGGCAUGGACAUGGACAGCUUCACGUCCGCAAGGAUCGAUGUUGAUGUCAUGGAUUGCCUCAGAGACGCCGCAAUCGAGGCAGCCGAGGACAUAAGGGAGCAGAACCUGGGGAUCGCCUUCGCCUACACCACGGAUCCGCGCUACAAAGUCUUCAACAUCUGCUACGACCCCAACCUCCCCUUCGUCACUCUCGCCCAGGGCUUCUUCCCCGGAGACCAGCCCGAUCGCUGGCAGCUGGGCGUCUCGUCUCUCGCGUCCGUCCGCUGGGUGUUUGACCACAACCGCGCCCACAUACCCAAGAUCUUCGGCCACGAGUUCGCACAUAUCCUAGGCCUGCGCCACUACAACGCCGGGUCCAGCGCCGUCGAGUUGCGUGAGCGGUCCUUCCUGUGGCCGGGCACACGCGACGGGGACUGCAACACUAUCAUGCGCACGGGGGUGCACUCAAGUUACCUGGAUUUCUCCGAUGAGGACAACCGGGUUAUCCAAGAAUUUUACUCUAAGAGAAAUGGAGCUGUGGUAGAUGGUGUUCGCAUCAUGGAUGUCGACCCGUACGAGAGGCUCUGGGAUUUCUUUUCCUUUCAGGUCCGGCGUCUCAUCGGUCUAAAUCGCCCUUAG
Messenger RNA from Diaporthe citri, 1704 nucleotides. RefSeq lists its product as uncharacterized. Gene Ontology annotation, molecular function: metallopeptidase activity. The transcript has a single exon. The record is from RefSeq and is a predicted model, not a curated record. The coding region runs from base 1 to 1704 and encodes 567 amino acids. Lineage: Eukaryota; Fungi; Ascomycota; Sordariomycetes; Diaporthales; Diaporthaceae.